Messenger RNA from Lodderomyces pseudojiufengensis, 2052 nucleotides. Its product is annotated as serine-type carboxypeptidase. The record is from RefSeq and is a predicted model, not a curated record. Gene Ontology annotation, molecular function: serine-type carboxypeptidase activity. The transcript has a single exon. NCBI's taxonomy places the organism in Eukaryota, Fungi, Ascomycota, Pichiomycetes, Serinales, Debaryomycetaceae. Gene Ontology annotation, cellular component: trans-Golgi network. Gene Ontology annotation, biological process: apoptotic process; proteolysis. The coding region runs from base 1 to 2052 and encodes 683 amino acids.
AUGCACUUCAUAAACGUAAUAUAUUUAUUUACUUGCAUUUUCAUUACAUCAAUACUGGCAGCACCUCCAAAAGAAGGUUCAAACUCAGAUCCAACAAAGAAAUAUUUAGUUACAAAUUUACCUGGAUUAUCCGAAAUUGAUGAUGAUUAUAAACCAAUAAUGUAUUCAGGACAAUUAGAAUUAUUUCCUGAAAAUAACACUAAUUAUUUUUUUUGGAAAUUUGUAGAUUCAAAAAAAUCAGAUAAUACCAUAAAAAAAACAAUAUUUUGGUUAAAUGGUGGACCAGGAUGUUCAUCAAUGGAUGGAGCAUUAUUAGAAACAGGACCAUUUAGAAUUAAUAAAGAUAAACAAAUUAUAUUAAAUAAUGGAACUUGGCAUAAAAGUGGUGAUAUAAUUUAUGUUGAUCAACCUGCUGGUACUGGUUUUAGUUAUACAAAUCAAGAUUCUUUUAUACAUGAUUUAGAUGUAAUGGCAUUUUAUUUCUUGAGGUUUAUGGAAAAAUAUUAUGAAUUAUUUCCAGAUGAAUUAAAUAAUGAUAUUUAUUUUGCAGGAGAAAGUUAUGCUGGUCAAUAUAUUCCAUAUAUUGCUACUGCGAUAAUAAAGAGAAACAAAAAUUUAGGUAGUGAUCAAAAAGAAUAUAAACUCAAAGGUUUAUUAAUUGGUAAUGGUUGGGUUUCACCAAAUGAACAAAGUUUAGCUUAUUUACCAUUUUUUUUAGAAAGAGGAUUAAUUGAUAAAACUCAUCCUAAAAUUCUUAAUCUUUUAAAAAAGCAAGAAGAAUGUCAAAGAAUUGUUGAUAAAGUAGAUUCACAUUUUAAUGAUAAAGAAAUAAAUCCAAUUGAAAUAGAUUCAUCAGUUUGUGAAAAUAUUUUAACUAAAUUAUUAGAAUAUACACUUGAUAAAUCAGUAGGAAAUGAUCAACAAUGUAUAAAUAUGUAUGAUUAUACAUUAAGAGAUUCAUGGCCUUCUUGUGGAAUGAAUUGGCCAAUGGAAUUAAAAUAUGUUAAUCCAUUUUUAAAUGAUAAUGAUAUAAAACAUGAUUUAAAUUUAAAACAAUUGAAAACAUGGCGUGAAUGUAAUGGAAGAGUUGGAAGAAAUUUUAAUGCAAGACGUUCAUUCCCUUCUAUUCAUUUAUUACCUGAACUAACAAAACAUUUACCAAUAAUAUUAUUUAAUGGAGAUAAUGAUAUUAUAUGUAAUACCCAAGGUGUAUUAUCUUAUUUAUCAAAAUUAAAAUGGCAAGAUCAGAAAGGGUUUUUAAAUGAUACAGCAAAAUUAAAUUGGAUUCAUGAUGAUUCAAAUGUAGGUUAUUAUUUAAGUGAAAGUAAUUUAACAUUUAUAAAUAUUUAUAAUUCAAGUCAUAUGGUACCUUAUGAUUUACCUGAUGUUUCAAGAGCUUUAAUUGAUAUUAUAACUGGAAACUAUGAUGUAAAAAAUAAUGAAAUUAGAACUUAUCCAUUAGGUGUUAAAGCUAAAGGUGUAGAAGAGACACCAGUAGAGGAGAACAAACCAGAAUCAUCAGACACAGCAACAUCUUCAAAUACCGAAGAAUCAUCCUCCAUUGAAUCUACAACAAUAGAAAACUCAACUCAAUUAAAUUCAACAACAACUGAUCCAAAUUCAUCAACUAUUGAAAAUGAUGAACCAACAAGUAAUAAAAUAACAAGAUUAAUACAAUUAGCGGUAAUAAUAAUAGUAAUAUGGGGUAUAUAUAUAUUAUAUUCAUCAUAUAAAUCAAGACCAUCAUCAAUUAUCAAAAAAACAUCCCGCAACAAGAAAAAAAAUGUACAAUGGGCAGAUCAAUUAGAUAGUUUUGAAGAAGAAGAAGAUUUAAAAAAUUAUGAUGAUGAUGGGAUCUUUACAAAGGCAUUUAAUAAAUUGAGUGGGAAAAAUAAUAAUAGUAAUAAAGUUGGUAAUUAUGUACCAUUAGAUGAUUUUAUAAUAGGUGGUAGUGAUGAUGAUGAUGAAGAAGAACCACAGAGAGAUAGUAGGUCUCCGAAUAAAGAUAAUGAUACAAAGAAAGACAAUAAUGAAAUUAAAGAUGAUGUUUAG